AAGUGACUCCUUGUGGAACUCCCUCAUAAAACAUGAGCACAUUCCCGGGAUACUUUCCGUUCUUGCCGGGAGUGGCAUGUGAUCGAUUUGACGGUCAGAAUCUCAGAGCGGAUCAAUUCUUUCUCUCCCAUUGUCAUUCGGAUCAUAUGAUUGGCUUGGAGAAGCUGGUCGACGAAUUGAUCCAUCGCAACCAUGUCAAAGUGAACCACCGAAUCAAUUGCUCAAGGAUAUCAAAGGCGUUUCUGGUGAACAAAUUCAAGCGCCUGGACGAGCGUUUCGUUCGUGAUCUCGCGCCCAAUGAACCCGUUACUCUGGCCAUUUUCGACAAGGCCAAGAAGUCUAUGUAUAAUGUGCGGGUCACGGCCAUCCCAGCCAAUCAUUGUCCUGGUUCUAUCAUGUUCCUUUACGAGAGCUUGAGUGAAGAUGGGUCUCCCGCACCAACCCAUCGGAUCCUGUACACGGGCGAUUUUCGCUUUGAGAACAUUCCCCUCACUUCGCUGAAUGCGCUUCAUCUGAAUCUCGAGCCGAUCCAAGUGGAUGAGAUGUAUCUCGACACGACAUUCUGUACUCCCAAAUAUCCCACGUUUCCCGAUCGCGAUGAGGCCCUUCGAGGCAUCUGGGAAAUUGUCAGUGGAUGGAUCAGAAAGAAUGGCAUGUACCGAAAGCAAAGAGCCAAGCAUGUGGUGCUUUUCCAUCUCCCAGCUCAAUACGGGUCCGAGGCCAUUCUCCGCGAGAUCUAUGAGAAGUCCCAAACCAAGUGGAAGAUUCACGUUCCGGAGAAGAAGUACGUGGAUUACUUGUGUUUCGACGAUCUCGGCGAUUGCACGGAUGACGAUCCUAACAUGGCGCAAUGGAUCCACGCCUGUUCCAAGAAAGACGAUGCAAGUCGGAAUGGUCGAAGUCUGCCUUGUCAGAGCAACGAACCGUUUGAAGUGUGUCAGAUCCGCCCAUCGGCCAUGUACUUCAAUGAGGCUCGCCUGAAGACCACUCAGCCCCUGGGGGUCAAGUGUGUCGGCGGGAACUACUAUCGGGUGUGCUAUUCGUGUCAUAGUAGUCGCGAUGAACUGAUGGAGUUCGUGCGAUACUUUAAGCCGCGGAAACUGAUCCCGUCGGUCAUUCCUCAAGGCUAUAGCUUGGAGGAGGUUUUGAACCAAUUUGCCGACAUCUUGGAGCCCAGCUCCAUCGAGCUCUCCCCCGAGCUCCAUGUAUACCAAAGUCUGGGCAAUCUCCCAUCCGAACCCAGUCAGGGCUCCCCCAAGCACAGAUCCGAAGAGCUCAGUCAGAUCCGACUCCUCCAAAGCUGGACAUCGCCCCCAGGUCGACAAUCGCGGAAGCGGAGGAAAAGCGGGAGUCCGCUAUCCAUGGACGUGAGCUCGCCUUCAUCUCCCAUCCCCAAGAAGUACCUCCCUCAAUUGGAGCGAGGAUGUCCCAAAUCCGAGAGCUCAGAUGAGAGUGGAGGUGAAUCCGCUCGACUCCAACAAGCUCGCUCUAAACGUAAAAGUUUCCAACGCAGCCGGAGCUCCAAGACCAAUUACAGCAUGCCCGUGGUAUCGAGUGGCAAUCUCAUUGAGGUGCCCAAUCAACAGAAUAGACGAGCCUCUUUGCCGCACAAUUUGAAGAUUCCGGCCAUCACGAUCACGCCCUCCAGUCCGAGUCCCGACCCGAAUCAUCCGGACUACCCGGAGUUCUUCGAAGAUCGUCUCUACUUGGAGACGAAGAACAGCAUGUCCACGUCCACGGAGUCCGGGGACAAUCAUUUCAUGACCGGUCGGGAUAUCCGCCAUUUCACCCGCAAUUCAGACAACUCGGGCUCGAUCGAGUCCAUGGAAACUGCGGCUAGUCGAGAGCGAAGUGAAUUGGACAUCAGUGAACUCAACCUGAGACUCAGUUCGGAUGAGCCUCAGAGUUGUAGUGCCCUGGCGGGUCAUUCGUCUUCACUGGAAAUUUGUUACGAGAAGAUUGCCGAACGGCAAAUCGAAGUGGUCGAAGUGUCCGACGACAAUAAUUCAAACAGUUUGAACCACUCGGUCAAGGACUCGGAAGGUGAGCCCGAGAUCAUCGUCGGCGAGGAGCCGGAAAUGGAUGAUGAGCAGAGCACACCCGAGAUCGAUGUCAUUCUCGCCAAAGCUGAUACCGAAGGAGAGAGAGAGACUUGCUUGAACUUUGCCAAAAGCCGUGCUGCCAAGAAAUAUCUCAACUUUUGACACUAGUCGCUCUGGCUCCGGACUGAUGGCCGUUGAAUCCAUCUUGGCAUACCUCUAUCACAAUAUCAUGUUCUAUGUGUUCGUUCGUGUUUAGAGAACUCGAUGUGGAGUCUUUUUCUCCUCCUUACCUGAUGUCUGUUUGUCAAAUGUAAUCGCCAAGUAUUCAA
Messenger RNA from Tigriopus californicus, 2371 nucleotides. RefSeq names its product protein artemis-like. NCBI's taxonomy places the organism in Eukaryota, Metazoa, Arthropoda, Copepoda, Harpacticoida, Harpacticidae. The record is from RefSeq and is a predicted model, not a curated record. The transcript has 5 exons. Gene Ontology annotation, biological process: double-strand break repair via nonhomologous end joining; protection from non-homologous end joining at telomere; interstrand cross-link repair. Gene Ontology annotation, molecular function: 5'-3' DNA exonuclease activity; damaged DNA binding. Bases 33 to 2204 code for a protein of 723 amino acids.